Sphaerodactylus townsendi is the source of this 1771-nucleotide messenger RNA. RefSeq names its product nuclear pore complex protein Nup98-Nup96-like. The record is from RefSeq and is a predicted model, not a curated record. NCBI's taxonomy places the organism in Eukaryota, Metazoa, Chordata, Lepidosauria, Squamata, Sphaerodactylidae. Bases 114 to 689 code for a protein of 191 amino acids. The transcript is spliced from 4 exons.
UGCCUUUCUGGUCGGAGACCCCGACUCCUGGCCAAGGAGAUCUUCCUCAUGGAGCGGGCAAAGCGCAAGCCGCCAGAAAGUGGAUUCUGACGGCCAAGGCAGUGAGGGCCAGGAUGCAGGGGGACAAUCACAAAGAGGCCCUGUACUUGUCCAGAGCCGGUCACUGGAACCCGUGUCACAGGCUGGUGGUCAAGCACUUGGCAGCAGACGCCAUCAUCAACGAAAACUACACGUACCUGAAGGGGUUCUUGGAAGACAUGGCCAUCCCCGAACACAGCCGGCUGAUCCAGGACUGGGAGACAGCUGGGCUGGUUUUCCUGGACUACAUCAGAGUCAUCGAGAUGGUUGGCCGGAUCCAGCAGCUGGAUUGCUCUGAGUAUGAGCUGGAGGAUUUGAACACCAAAGUGACAUCGCUCUGCAGCAGGAUCGAGCAGGUCCCCUGCCGCAGCGCCAAAGACCGAUUGGCACAGUCCGAAAUGGCCAAGAGCGUUGCCAACAUCUUGCGUGUGGUGUUGAGCCUGCAGCACCCUCCGGACUCCAUCUCGGACUCCACCCCUGACGUCCAGAGAGUGCCGUUGCGCUUGCUGGCCCCCCACAUCGGCCGGCUGCCCAUGCCCGAGGACUACGCCCUGGAGGAGCUCCGCGGCCUCACGCAGUCCUACCUGCGGGAAUUGACUGUGAUGCAGUGAGGCCUCUGAACAUGGACCGGACGGCACUCGCCUCUACUCUCGAGCCCUGGUUUUUAGUCGGCGUUAGCUGCAAGCCCCCUCGCAGGCACUCGCCGCGAUCUCCGGCACAGAGAACACCUUUCCACCUUUCCCAGGUGCUGCCUGGCUGCCUCACUUCCACCUCAUCCCCGCAGAGAUGGAACCUGCAGACCUGGUCCGGCGGGGGGUGCGGUCCAUGUGCUUUCCCCAUGUGCUUUCCCUGUUGUUAAUAAAGCCUCUGAGAUGCUGCUGCUGAAGCCGGCGGAGGUGCUUGUCUGGCCUGCGUUGUCAGGAUCUCUGCAUAGCGUCGGGGAGGAGUCGUUACGGGCCCCUCCUCUCCACAGGACCUCCCUGUGAAGGCUGAAAGGGCACCCUCGACGGCUGCGCUGGAGGAGGCAAACGGGUGGGUCAGGGAGGGUGCGUCUCCGGCACGCCCGUGCCACGGGGGGCUUAGCAGGGACCCUCCAAAUGCUGCAAGCCCAACUUCAGCUGGAGUUGCAGCCUUCAGGGGGGAAGGGGGGAAUGACAUCAAGGGGCUUUUGGCUACUGCGAGGAGGGAGCAUUCGCCAUUCAAGAUUUGGGGUCUCUUCUGCUCCUCGUGAGAAGAGUGUAGUAGCUGGCCUCUCAGGGGUUGGCCGUGCUGCCGCCGUGGUCAAGCGCCAGCGCUAAUAAGCAUGGACUUCUUUGGCAAAUGCUGGACUUUGCUUGCUCAGUUCAGGCUGUGGCUUUAGCCUGACGGUGAGUCUCCUAGCCCUGUGGUUUGGUCGCAUUUGCCAAAAGGAAGAGGUGGUUUAGCCAGGGAGCAGCGGCAGAAAACCUUGCACAUCAUGAGCGAGGCGAGCAUCCCCGUCCCCCGACGGCCGAGCACACAGACCGGGGCUGCGGCUGCAAGGGGAUCGGCGAGUGCGUCGAGGGUCUGCAGAAGCGGGGGUGGGGACGGACACGUGCAGUUUAUGUAAAGGUUUUUAUCGAAAACUAUAAAUAAAUGAUCCAGAUUAUUUUCUUGUGUUUUCUGGAAACACUUUCUAAGAAAAAAAUAAUAAUAAAAUGUUUAUAGCAUUUUU